Messenger RNA from Cyclopterus lumpus (lumpfish), 519 nucleotides. It is a transcript of the gene myh9b, whose product is annotated as myosin-8. Gene Ontology annotation, biological process: actomyosin structure organization; peptidyl-threonine phosphorylation. The record is from RefSeq and is a predicted model, not a curated record. Gene Ontology annotation, molecular function: protein serine/threonine kinase activity. Lineage: Eukaryota; Metazoa; Chordata; Actinopteri; Perciformes; Cyclopteridae. Gene Ontology annotation, cellular component: myosin complex; cytoplasm; cytoskeleton. The transcript has 6 exons. Bases 1 to 519 code for a protein of 172 amino acids.
AUGGCGGAGGAGCUGAAGAAGGAGCAGGACAGCAGCUGCGUGAUGGAGAGAAUGAAGAAGAGCAUGGUGUCCACGGUGAAAGAGCUGCAGGUGAAACUGGACGAGACGGAGCAGACGGCGCUGAAGGGAGGAAAGAAGCAGCUCCACAAGCUGGAGACCAGAGUGAGGGAGCUGCAGACGGAGCUGAUGAUGGAGCAGAAGAGGAGCGACGAGUCUCAGAAAGGAGUCCGUCGCCACGAGAAGAGAGUGAAGGAGCUCACGUUCCAGUCGGAGGAGGACCGGAAGACUCUGCUGAGGAUGCAGGAGCUCAUCGACAAGCUUCAAGCCAAAGUCAAGAGCUACAAGAGACAAGCGGAGAACGCUGAGGAGCAGGUGAGCUGCAGCACGGUGCGUUUCAGGAAAGUCCAACACGAGCUGGACGACGCCGAGGAGAGAGCCGACGUCGCCGAGACGAACGUCAACAAGCUGCGGAUUCGAACCUGUGAACAGUCCAGCAAGGUCGCCGUGAUCAUGGAAUGA